This is a messenger RNA of Rotaria sp. Silwood1, 831 nucleotides long. NCBI's taxonomy places the organism in Eukaryota, Metazoa, Rotifera, Eurotatoria, Philodinida, Philodinidae. The record is from the annotation of a GenBank genome assembly.
UAGGUUUUAGAGUAUUGAGGUGAGUCUACUGAUUUACAGCUGUAUGAUUAAAAGGUAUAGAGGUACAGACAUAAGAGUGGAGUUAUAACAAUAUAUGUUAAGAAUAAAGUGAUUAUGAGAAAAGCGUAAAAGUUUUGUUGUUUAACAGAUAAAUUGAUCUAAAACUGUAAUUUUCAUAAAUAGUUUUCAUUUAAUUGAAUAAACGUAAAAAAAAACGUAUUUAAAAAAUAAUAGUGGGAAAGGGCGUGCAAAAGAAAUUUUCAAAAAAAUUGCUAAGGUGAAUAUACAAUUUUCCGAAAGUGGGAAGAUGCGCACCCUCACUCAAUGAUGGUCACAUCCUUGAUAGAUAAGAAUAAACAUUUGAUUUCAAAAAAGAAAUACUUUUUUUUCUUCAAUUAUGAUUUUUUUAAAAAUUUUUAUUAACAAAUUAUAGGAAACCUAUUACACAUAUUCAAACGUUUUCUACGUCAAUUAUUCUCGUCUCAAUGUCAAUUAAAUUCUCUUCGUCUUGAUAUUGGUAAUUGUACGAUUGGUUAUAAUACUGAUGAAUGUUCAGAAUUAUUCUCUCAUUCUUUUCAAAAUUCAAUUUUCGAUGAAUUUCAAUCUUAUUGUACAACUCUUUCUCGCUUACAUAUUCAUAUAAAAUAUACAUAUUUUCUUGAACAUCUUAUUGAAUAUACGUCUGCUCUCGAACAAUUAUCAAUCAAAUUUAAUAAAACAUUAAAUAUUGAACCACGUUCUGAAUCAUUUGUUGAAAAAUUGAGUCAAUCAAAUGAAGAUUGGUGUAAUAAAGUAAGACAAAAUAUAUUCUUGCUUUAUUUGUUAUUUUGA